This is a messenger RNA of Grus americana (Whooping crane), 3557 nucleotides long. RefSeq names its product origin recognition complex subunit 1 (gene ORC1). Gene Ontology annotation, cellular component: nuclear origin of replication recognition complex. Gene Ontology annotation, biological process: mitotic DNA replication checkpoint signaling; DNA replication initiation. The transcript is spliced from 17 exons. Gene Ontology annotation, molecular function: ATP hydrolysis activity; chromatin binding; ATP binding. The coding region runs from base 139 to 2712 and encodes 857 amino acids. NCBI's taxonomy places the organism in Eukaryota, Metazoa, Chordata, Aves, Gruiformes, Gruidae. The record is from RefSeq and is a predicted model, not a curated record.
GGAGCUCCGAGCGGGCUUUGGCGGGAAGUUCUGUCCUAGCGCUGGUAGGAGCUCGGGCUGCCGCUGCUGCGCAUCGGGGCCGCUGAGGCGCGGCGGUGAGUGGGCUCGGUCGGUGGCCCUCGCUCUUCCUUGGGAAUCAUGAACACCCGGCAGCAAAGCAAAAUUAUCUACUCCUGGUAUGGAAAACCCACGAGCUCAGACAGAAAACUGAGGACUUACCAAUACAAGGGAAUCAUUAUUAAAUCAGAAAGACGCAGAACAGAAACCUGUAUACAACUUGGUGAGUUUGUUUUAGUAGAAGGGGAGAAUGCAGAUCAACCUUUUGUGGCACAACUCCUGGAUUUAUAUGAAGAUGGUGCUCAGCAGAAACAUGCAGUUGUGCAGUGGUUCUCUCAUAUUACAGAGAUACCUCAGAAUAAACGGAAACUGCUUAAAAGAGAGGUUUCUCCCCAGGAGGUGUUUUUUGAUCAAGUUUCUGGCUAUGACACUGAUAUAGCUGUGGAGACCAUUAUUAAAAGCAUCAUGGUAAUACCACUACAUCUGGGGGAGGAACUACCUAUUACAUUAAACAAGGAACAAACUUUCUAUGUAAAACAGUCUUGGGAUGGGAAAUGCUUUAAGGCUUUGUCCCCUGACACAUUCUCUAAGCUGAAAGAAGCUAAUAAGAAAGGAGGCAUCUCAAACUCUUCAAACUCAUUUAUUCCUUCGGACGUUGUUUCCCCCCUGAAAAAAGAGACAGAGAGAGAUGUUCAGAGUGCUACAAAACAAAAAAAUGUUGAGUUGGAAAUAGAAUCAAAACAUUCUGCUUCCAAAUCCUCCCUUGCUAAGGAGAGACAUUCACAAAGAAUGGCUAAUGGUGUCAAAACUCCAACAGCAAGGAAGAAGUUACAGUUAAACAGUCCCACAAGAUCUCCUAAAAGCAGGCUCCUGGGAUGUGAAGUUUUGGAACUUUUGAAUGAUGACGGUGAUACUCUAUCACCGUUAGAACCAUCGGCUACUAAAAGAAAAGUGAAAUUCACUGGCAUUUUAGGCUCACCACCAAAAAUACCUUGUGCCAAUGAUAAGUCAAAGUCAACGUUUGAUACUGCAGAGCACUGGCAGCGGUUUAGUGAUACAAUACGAUUAUCCCCCUAUAGUAAGGUCAAAGACUCCAGUGAGAAAGCCAAGAAUCUUAAUACGAAAGAUGACACUAUAUGUUUAAUUGGACAUCAGGAAGCGGGCAGUCGGAGCCCUGUAUUGACCCCUCAUUCUCGUAGAAUGUGUGCCCAGAAGACAAGAGCUCUCAUUGCAGAGCAAAUCAGCAUAUUAAAUACACUAGAAUUGAACCAGGAAGAGGAUUUUCUGUCUAGCUCAGAUAGCUCUUACUCUUCAAGUAGUGAGGAAGAGGAGAGUGACGUGCUCUGUACACCAGAAAAGAAAACUAAGUCAAGCAGGACACUCAGCACCCCAAAGUCUUCAAGGAAGUCUUCAGUUCACACUCCUGCUAAGACCCUGAAGAAAACUCCUUUACCAGGAACACCCAAGACACCCCGGAAUGCAACUCCUGAAAUUCCCAGGCGCAACCAUGCAGUACAGAAACCAGCCAGUAUACUAGCAGAAGCCAGAUUAAGGCUGCAUGUUUCCGCUAUCCCAGAAUCUCUGCCUUGUCGUGAGGAAGAAUUCCAGGAUAUCUAUAACUUUGUGGAGAGCAAACUUAUUGAUGGUACAGGAGGGUGCAUGUACAUUUCUGGAGUGCCUGGAACAGGUAAAACUGCAACUGUUCAUGAAGUAAUUCGCUGUCUUCAGCAAGCUGCAGAAAAUGAUGACCUACCAUCAUUCCAGUUUGUAGAGAUUAAUGGCAUGAAGCUGACUGACCCUCACCAAGCUUACGUGCAGAUACUAGAGUUACUGACAGGUCAGAAGGUGACAGCAACCCAUGCUGCAGUACUGUUGGCAAAACUGUUCAAUACACCUGGACCAAAGAGGAAGACCACAGUGCUGAUAGUGGAUGAGCUUGAUCUUCUGUGGACCCGGAAACAGAAUGUGAUGUACAACUUGUUUGACUGGCCAACUCAGAAGCACUCCAAGUUAAUCAUCUUGGCCAUUGCUAACACCAUGGACUUGCCAGAGAGAAUAAUGAUGAACAGAGUGGCUAGCAGGCUGGGCCUCACCAGAAUGUCCUUUCAGCCCUACACCUACAAACAGUUACAGCAAAUUAUUUUAUCCAGACUGAACAGCAUCAAGGCAUUUGAAGAAGAUGCAAUUCAGCUGGUUUCCAGAAAGGUAGCAGCACUGUCUGGUGAUGCAAGGCGUUGCCUUGAUAUCUGCAGGAGGGCCACUGAGAUCUGUGAGUUUGCUAGCCAAAAGAGAACGCCUGAAAUAGUCAGGAUGGCCCAUGUAACAGAAGCCAUAGAUGAAAUGUUUUCAUCACCAUAUAUAAAUGCAAUCAGGAAUGCCUCUUUGCACGAACAAAUCUUUCUGAAAGCAAUUUUAGCAGAGUUUCGGAGGGCAGGAGUUGAGGAGGCAACAGUUCAACAGGUCUAUCAUCAACACGUAGCGUUGUGUAGAAUUGAAGGCAUGCAGAGUCCUACAAUAUCGGAAAUUAUGGCAAUUUGUUCAAGACUUGGUGCCUGCAGGCUCUUGCUGGUGGAGUCCAGUAAUAAGUAUCUUCACAUGCGGGUGCGACUAAAUAUCAACCAGGAUGAUGUCAUGUAUGCACUCAAGGAUGAAUAAGGCAAUAAAGAUUUUAUUUUUUUAAUAUGUAUAUGUAUUUUAAAUAUUGUCUAUUUUUAUUUUUUUAAAAUUGAUGAUAAAAUGGAAAUAGUGAAAUGUAUUUUUUCCUAAAUACUUUGCUUGUAUUCAGGCACUUUUUGUAUAAUAAAUUUGCUUCAAAGCAUUUUAAAUAUUUGAAAUCAAACUGUUUUUAAAAUAUUUUUGUAUGCUGGUAACUGGUUCCCUUUCAGCUGAGGUGUAUGAACUUGAAAUUGAUUACUUGCAUCACUACUACUGCCAAGGAGUGAGUUUGUUUUUGUGAAAACUAGCAGUGUCUGUGGCAUUGCAGUUCAUGUAUAGCUUUUAUUCAUUCACUUUUGUUGAAUAUGAAAGACAUCAUUAAAACGUGCUUUAAUUUACUUUGCUGAUAUAAUGGAAAGGAACUUUCAGUUUGCAAUCAAGGCUGAAUAUUUGAAUUGAGGAGACUGUUUGUUACCAGGAAAGUAAAAAUACCAGAAGAAAUUUGUCAUUCAAGUAACCAACUUUGUUUUCAUUAUUAUUGAUUGCUAUCAAAGAUUGCUUCAACUUGCCUCAGGUAAUGGAGGACUGUAUGAAAGCAGAUUUCAAAUCAAACUGUUAACCAAUAGUUUGUUUGGAGAUGGAUAGUUUGAAAACACUUCUAAAAAUUGUGUUGCUGUGGAAAAGGCUCCAAAAAUUGUUCUUGUUGAGUGAUCUCAGUAAAUAAUGGAAGUGGCCUAAGCUGCAGGUACUAGAGAAGUGACUUCUCACAGAGAGCUCAUUUUUGUAAGGUCAUAAGAUAAGACAGUGACUUUGUAGGUAUCUCUUCAGCUCCCCUGGCAAGCUGA